AUGGACACGGCUGAGAUCAUGCCUGCUCUUGCUGUUCUUGCAGUACAUUUCUUGAUUAUGGCUAUUUUGGUGGUGAGGUCGUUUUGCGUCCCGAUUCCGAAAUUUAGUACUUACACGAUUGGGAGUUUCUCGGGAGGCUUUGCGGUCAAGCAACUCAACUGGCCGGAACCAGAUCUUUCUAUCCAACAUGUUAUCUUGACUAUUUUGUAUUGUUGUUUGAGUGGCUAUGUGGGUUACCAGAAACCUGUUUGUCCACCUUUCGUUUUUUUAGCCUUGGUGCUUGCAAGGUUCUUUGUUGACCUCAUAUUCGAGAAGGCCGGACUCUACUUCAAUAAGGCCAAGCAAGCACAGGCUAUCCUUUUAAUAUAUGUUGCCGUAGGGAACGAGCCAUUCUUAACAGCAUACAAUGGAUCUUUCAUAAACCUAACGUACCCAGCACUCUUUAACAUCCAGACUGCUUUAAACGAAGCUGGAGUCGGUGAUUUCAUCAAAGCCACCGUUCCUUUAAACGCCGACGUUUACAACUCUCCUUUGGACAACCAAGUCCCAUCCGCCGGAAGAUUCCGUUCCGACAUCAUCCAAGAAAUAACACAAAUCGUUAACUUCCUCGCGCAGAACAAAGCUCCUUUCACCGUCAAUAUUUACCCUUUCCUCAGUCUCCGCCUAAGCAGUGACGUCCCUUUCGACUACGCUUUCUUUGACGGCCAAAACACCGUUAACGAUAACGGUGUUAUAUACACGAACGUCUUCAACGCUAGUUUCGACACGCUUGUAGCUUCUUUGAAUGUGUUGAAUCACGGCGACAUGGAACUGAUCGUUGGAGAAGUUGGUUGGCCUACGGAUGGAGACAAGAACGCAAACGUUCAAAACGCGGAACGGUUUUAUUCCGGUUUGCUUCAGUGGUUGUCGAACAACAUAGGAACUCCUAUGCGUAAAGGUUACAUUGAAGUUUAUCUUUUCGGAUUUAUCGAUGAAGAUGCAAAAAGUGUAGCGCCGGGAAACUUCGAACGUCAUUGGGGUAUAUUCAAAUUCGACGGCCAACCGAAGUUCCCCUUGCCAAUAAACCACCAAGAAUCAAUGUCCAAGUUACUAAAGAAUUCUAAAGGUAAGAUCAAUUAG
Messenger RNA from Camelina sativa (false flax), 1119 nucleotides. NCBI's taxonomy places the organism in Eukaryota, Viridiplantae, Streptophyta, Magnoliopsida, Brassicales, Brassicaceae. The record is from RefSeq and is a predicted model, not a curated record.